AUGUCCGGUGAAAUGACUAUGAGUAAUAGCCCAACUUCUGCUUCUAUGAAUAGUCGAAAACGUCCUCUAACAGAUGCAUCCACGGAGUUGAACACGCCAAAGCGAGAAUAUUACCCACAUUUCCAACCAUACCCUUACAUGAACAUGAUACCUCCACCACCAAUGUUCCAAUCAACUCCGUUCUCUAUGCGCCCCGAUGAAAAUCAACCGCCUCCUCAUUUCAUGCCUGAGUUCUGCCACCCGAUGCCUUUCCCUCCGUAUACUCCCUUCAGUUGCUCGUCAGCUAACUCGUCUAUGAUGUCCAACUCCUCAAGCAACGAUUCCGGCAUUAGUAAGUCCAUAUAUUUUUGGGAAUUGGUAGUUUAUUAG
Strongylus vulgaris is the source of this 369-nucleotide messenger RNA. NCBI's taxonomy places the organism in Eukaryota, Metazoa, Nematoda, Chromadorea, Rhabditida, Strongylidae. The record is from the annotation of a GenBank genome assembly.